Folsomia candida is the source of this 886-nucleotide messenger RNA. RefSeq lists its product as uncharacterized. NCBI's taxonomy places the organism in Eukaryota, Metazoa, Arthropoda, Collembola, Entomobryomorpha, Isotomidae. The coding region runs from base 168 to 863 and encodes 231 amino acids. The transcript is spliced from 2 exons. The record is from RefSeq and is a predicted model, not a curated record.
AGCAUAAACUCUCCUCCGCUACUAAUGGGUUCAAUGGCAAUGACCAGGACUGCCACUAUUUUUGGAAAUCUCAUUAGUCCUCAAUAUUACAAAACACUUCACAAUUCUCGAUUCGACAACCCCACUUUCAGUUCUUCGGAUCAUUUUGGUCAAAUAGCAUCGACAAAAUGUGGCUUAAUUUUUAUCUCAAAAGUUUUCAUGUAUCAUUCUUCCUGGCACUCGUGUUCACGCAAACGGUAGCUGAUUCUAGUUCUGAAGAAGAAUUCAGUUUCAGCUCUGCAUGGGAAACUUUUUGGUCCGUUUCUUGUGAAUUUUCCGAUCUAGUCGUGAGGAGCAAGAGAUCUGUGCAUCUGGACGAACCAGACUUUGGCGACCCCCUCGAACUGUUCAACUAUUUGUAUCCUCUCGCGGAUGUCAAGUUGGAGGAGGUCACGGCCAGCGAGGAACGGUCAGCCCACUCUUUGACCACGUGGGUGGAGGACCUCGUCGACUUGUGGGAGGCUGAGUGCCAUUCUCGCAGUCGGAAUGGACGGGAAAAACGAGACGCUCCCAACCCCAUAAAUCGGAAGAAAGACGAGAUGUCCAGUCCAUACCGUUCAGUGGACGAUGAUCACGAAGAGGAUGACGACGGCUACACGUAUGAAAAUGCUGGUGACGCCAACGCCACGUCGACAACGACCGCGCCCCCCGCAGCAGCAGGAAAGAAGGAGAAGAAAGUGAUUGCCGACGCCGACACGUUUUUCACGCAGUACGGCGGAGACAUCGAAUACUUCUUCCCCUUAAUCGCAUUCGGAAUCCCGUUCGAUGGAGAAAUCACGUUUCUAGGAUUUCACGGGUUCAAAGGACUGUUCCCGUACAAAUAAUUCUCCAAUUUCAUAGUAACACC